Messenger RNA from Annulohypoxylon truncatum, 1929 nucleotides. Its product is annotated as SET domain-containing protein. The coding region runs from base 77 to 1528 and encodes 483 amino acids. Gene Ontology annotation, cellular component: nucleus. Gene Ontology annotation, biological process: peptidyl-lysine monomethylation. The record is from RefSeq and is a predicted model, not a curated record. The transcript has 3 exons. Lineage: Eukaryota; Fungi; Ascomycota; Sordariomycetes; Xylariales; Hypoxylaceae. Gene Ontology annotation, molecular function: protein binding; protein-lysine N-methyltransferase activity.
ACAUCAAAUAUCUCACUGAAGAACAUCCAGCAGCCACUCAAAUCGACCGGAGGCUUUUCAAGCCACAUACAAAAUAAUGUCGGACCCAACGUUCGACUCCAAAACCGCAGCGUUCUUGGAGUGGUUCAAGUCCUGGCCGGGUGCAACUUUUCACUCGGAUAUCACGAUUGAGGAUCUCCGCAAGACGGGAGCCGGAAGAGGAAUCGUUGCUACCGCGGACAUCCCUGAGGACACAGUGCUGUUUAAUAUUCCCAGGACAUCAAUCAUUAACACGCAGACUUCCGAUCUCCCUAAACGCAUACCCCAAGUCUUCGAGACGACAGGCUUGGAGGAUGCCGACAAUGAGGCAGACGAGGAUGGGAGUGAGACUAGCGGGCCUCCCGAUAACUGGAUCUCACUUAUUCUUAUCAUGAUUUACGAGUACCUCCAGGGAGAUAAGUCACGAUGGAAGCCUUACUUCGACGUGCUUCCCACUCAAUUUGAGACGUUGAUGUAUUGGUCGGAGCAGGAUCUCCAGGAAUUGCAGGCCAGCGCGGUGGUCGGCAAGAUUGGUAAGAACGAGGCCGACGAGAUGUUUCGUACUAGAGUGCUGCCUGUGAUAGAGGAACAUGCAGAUGUCUUCUAUCCAGAUGGAUCACAAAGGCUUAGUGAACAGCAACUCUUGAACCUCAGCCACCAAAUGGGCAGUACUAUCAUGAGUUACGCGUUUGAUUUGGAGAAUGAUGACGAGGAAAAUGACCCGGAAAACGACGACGAGUGGGUGGAGGAUAAGGAGGGCUCCCUUAUGAUGGGUAUGGUCCCGAUGGCGGAUAUUCUGAAUGCUGACGCUGAAUUCAACGCUCAUGUUAAUCAUGGCGAAGACAGUUUAUCUGUCACGACACUCCGGCCAAUUCCGGCUGGCACAGAAAUACUUAAUUACUACGGACCUCUCGGCAAUGGGGAGUUGCUCAGACGCUACGGGUAUGUAACAAGUCGCCAUGCUCGGUAUGAUGUUGCGGAGAUAUCCUGGGACUUGAUAUUAUCUGUAUUAAAAGAUACCAUCAAAGUGGACGAAGCGAUCUGGGGUAAAGCGGUCAAUGAGCUCGACUUGGAAGAGAUUGAAGAUGCUUUUGUUAUUGAACGAGAUUCAGGGGAGCCGGAUUCUACAGGCCAGCUUCGCGAAGAAGCCCCUCUUAAGGAAAUCCCCGCGGAUCUAACGGAACAACUCCACGCGAUACUUAAGGCGAUCAGGAAGGUCAGCCCAACGACAAUCCCAAACAAAGACACGCGAGAUGAGAUCGCAUUAGUAGCCAUGCAUCGCGCCCUCGAGUUAAGAUUAGCCCAAUACCCGACAAGCCAGGCCUUCGACUUCAACUUAUUGUCCAAUGAUAAGGUUUUCGGUCGGCAGAAGAUGGCCUUGGCUGUGCGAUGGGGCGAGAAAGCGCUGCUGCAAGAAGCGAUCAACUUUGUGCUGGAGAAGCUGUCAAAGGUCAAGUCAAAAACCGAUCACGAAAGUGAACCAUACGCGAAAAGACAAAGGACGAGAUGAAGUCGUGAUCAUACCAUCUACACGAAUCUAAUGCAGGUCGGGAUUGUGGUUUCCGCCGUGUUCUUCCGAACUAUGGUUCACCACGUGGUGUGCCAGCCUGAUGGCCUGACAUCUGGCACAGCGUGCCAAUUAAUUAGGUGGUGCAGGUAGCGUCGAUAUUUCACCCCCAAAUUGAUAUACUGUGGUUGCGAGUCGCAGUUGGGGCGUCGAUCACAACUGGUAUUUUCCGACGGACCUAUCACGUUUUCUAGCCGUGCGAUUUUAAAGAUGGGCGGAUGUGUGAAGAUGCAAGGACUAGGAUUGAAAAUAAGGUGCAGCUCAGAAAUAGACAGUUUUAGCUUAGAUGUUAAAUUUAGGCCUCGCGGCAAUCACACUUCUAGUUCCUGAGGCUGCAUGCCAAA